This is a messenger RNA of Trichophyton rubrum CBS 118892, 1023 nucleotides long. RefSeq lists its product as uncharacterized. The record is from RefSeq and is a predicted model, not a curated record. Gene Ontology annotation, molecular function: methyltransferase activity. Bases 1 to 1023 code for a protein of 340 amino acids. The transcript is spliced from 7 exons. Lineage: Eukaryota; Fungi; Ascomycota; Eurotiomycetes; Onygenales; Arthrodermataceae.
AUGGCGGCUGAGGCAGACGGUCGAUCAGACGGAUGCUCCCAGUCGACCAUCGAGGCAGACGCCAAUGCUGAACAAACGUCAACAGUCGCCACUGACUUCGCUUCAGUCGUUUCCACGAUCCCAAACUUCGUCUAUGAGAACGGACGGCGCUAUCAAGGCUACUGUGUAGAUCAAUACUUCCUCCCGAACGAUGAAAGGGAACAGGAACGUCUAGAUUUUCUUCACCAAAUCUUCCGGUUAACCCUCGAUGGCGAGCUGUGUUUUACCAAACUCGACAAUCCUGAACGCAUACUCGACAUUGGCACAGGGACAGGGAUAUGGGCCAUCGAAAGCAAGUCAAGUCCCGUCACCUUCAUCUACCUGACCGGGUUGAAUAAGGGGGUAGUUAUUGGGACGGAUAUAUCUCCCAUCCAACCGAGUUGGCGACCCGACAAUGUUGAAUUCAUGAUGGACGAUGCCGAGCAGGACUGGACUUUCCCCGAGUCCUCAUUUGAUUUCAUCCACAUCCGUACGCUUGGGGGAAGUGUAUUAGACUGGCCACGGCUAAUGGGGCAAUGUUACAAACGACUAAAACCUGGUGGCCGGAUAGAAGUAUCAGAAGCUCGUGCUCACUUUUGUUGUGAUGAUGAUACAUUCCCCGAAGAUUCGAAGACUAGACAUUGGCUUAACGAAUUUGAUCGCAUCUCCCACUCCUGCGGGCGUGAAUUUGAUGUAUUCCCAUUUUUUGCCGGCUGGCUUCGAGAUGGAGGGUUCAUCGAAGUCGAGGAGAUGGAAAAAGUCAUGCCCCUGGGAACCUGGCCCAAGGACAAGAAGCUGAAGAUGAGGGGCCGCUAUUUCAUGGCACAGUUCCUGGGCCAUGCGAUGGAGUCCUAUAGCACGUCGCUGUUCACUCGCGUUGGCGGCUGGAGUGCCGAUGACCUCUGGAAGCUCCUCAAUAAUGUGACUGAGGAGGUCAGGUCUAAUAAGAUGCAUAUAUAUUCCCACUUUUCAUUUGCUAUUGCAAAGAAACCAGAGCGAACUUGA